UUUUUCCUCCUCCGCUUGCGAGAACGCAGAGAGAGAAACCCGAACGAAUCGAUCAAUCGGCGCCGACCUCCUCUCGACUUCAUCUCCGCCGCGACGCGGCAUUCGUCCCCCGGCGGCAAUCGGAUCUCCGGCGGACCCCCCCGCCCGAUUCCUCCGCCACCGCCGCCGCCGCCGCCUCUCGGUUUCCGGAGCUCCGAAGGUGCCGCGGCCAUGGCGCUAUCGGCUUCCGACCUCCCCGCCGUCUACGCCCUGCCCGCCAAUUCGAUGAGCGGUGACGAGAGGGUGCGCAAGCCGGCCGAGGCCGCGCUCGGCGAGUUCAAGAGCAGGCCCGGCUUCUGCUCCUGUCUCAUGGAAGUGAUAACCGCGAAGGAUUUGGCGCCUCAAGUGGACGUCCGCUUGAUGGCGUCGGUGUAUUUCAAGAACAGCGUCAACCGGUACUGGAGGACCAGGCGCGAUACCCCGGGAAUCAGCGCUGAUGAGAAGGCCCAUCUGACGCACACCCUUUACUUACGCCUAUCAAGCCAUGCAUCAGAUCUUUCCGCUCUUCUUCUUUUAUGGAUCUUUUUUUUUUCCGCUUAUAAACAUGUCAAGUAA
Eucalyptus grandis is the source of this 594-nucleotide messenger RNA. Its product is annotated as importin beta SMX1-like. NCBI's taxonomy places the organism in Eukaryota, Viridiplantae, Streptophyta, Magnoliopsida, Myrtales, Myrtaceae. The transcript is spliced from 3 exons. Gene Ontology annotation, cellular component: cytosol; nuclear envelope. The record is from RefSeq and is a predicted model, not a curated record. Gene Ontology annotation, molecular function: small GTPase binding. Gene Ontology annotation, biological process: protein import into nucleus. Bases 211 to 594 code for a protein of 127 amino acids.